Messenger RNA from Dictyostelium purpureum, 165 nucleotides. RefSeq lists its product as uncharacterized. The transcript has a single exon. Bases 1 to 165 code for a protein of 54 amino acids. Lineage: Eukaryota; Evosea; Eumycetozoa; Dictyosteliales; Dictyosteliaceae. The record is from RefSeq and is a predicted model, not a curated record.
AUGUCUAAGAAAAUGUCUUCAUCUGAUGCCAGUAGAAUUCAAUCUGCAGCCGCCCGUCAAAAUGGAGGAAGUGUUCCAGCUGGUAGCUUUGCUUCUCGUGCCCAGUCUGCAGGCGCUAAAAACGCUAAUUCAGGUUCAACCUCAAACCAAUCCGGCAAAAAAUAA